CGAGAGACAGUGAUAGGAAGACCGUAACCGGGAGAGAAACGCAUCCGAGACUCAAUACUCAGACGUGAAGUUGUUGUGUUUUUUUUUUGCUGCCGCCAUGAAAGCCAUCAGUCCCGUGCGUUCGGUGAGGAGCUGUUACAAAGCCGUGUGCUGUAUCUCGGAGCAGAGUCUCGCCAUCAGCAGGAAUAAUAAUAAUAACAAUAAACACUCGUGUCUGGAGGAGCCGGUGGGUGCCCUUUGCGACAUGAACGACUGUUACUCCAAACUGAAGGAGCUGGUGCCGAGUAUUCCGCAGAACAAGUCCGUGAGCCAAGUGGAGAUCCUGCAACAUGUUAUCGACUACAUCUUCGACUUGCAGAUCGCGCUGGAGGCGGAGGACACAUCUGCGCCGGAGAUGGUUUUGUCAAUAAAGACUGCGGACCUCACACGUAAUUUCUCCAAAGAAGAAGGGCGAUUGUGCCAUUAAGAGGACGAUCAAACAAUGUGGUGCAGGGAAACACAUGUCUCCACUUCACUCCGGGCAAGAGGACAAGAGGGGCAAAAAAAAAAAAAAAAAAAAAAAAAAAAAAGAAGGGUGGGAUAGGUAUUUGGAGAAAAGGAGAAGAGAGGAGGGCGGUGGAGGGUUUAAAGAAAGAAAGAAAGAAAUAGAAAAAAGUGGACUGUUUCCUAUGAGUGCGGAUCAACAGCAGUGCAUGAACAGAAAACAGAGACUCAUUCUUUUUGGCCCCUGGACAAGCAAACCAACACACCAAAGCAGCAAGAAGCCAGGAUUGGAAACUGAAAGCAAACCAGCUUUGUGUGCCCUCCUCCUCCAAAAAAGAAAAAAAAAAAAAAACCCUGGGAUUCCCUAUAAGAAGAAGUAGAAAUAGACAUAUUUUUUUGUGUUGCAUUCCAAAAAACACACAAACAUCAUCUCACAUAGUUUAUCCCUGACAUGUCCACCCUGAGUAUAGUUUUCUAAUGAUCUGGAGACUGUUACAGCUUCAUAUGAAUGUGUACAUAUCUGCAGUGAGUAUGUAAGAAGAUGUGAGUUAAUUUGGAUGUUUUUUUUUUGUUUUUUUUUUCUGAAUGGAUUUUGGGUUUUCUUAGGUAUAAUCAGAACUCUAUAAUAGAGUUAAUUGUAAGUGUUUGUAGGGAGUGUGUUAUUUCUACAGACAAUGUGCACUGGGUUUUAUAAACUCAUUUAUUAUUAUCAAGUGUGAUUUGUAUGUACGUAUGUUCUUAUGUAAUGAAAUAAACAGAAAAUGUGAAAC
Messenger RNA from Sphaeramia orbicularis (orbiculate cardinalfish), 1253 nucleotides. RefSeq names its product inhibitor of DNA binding 3 (gene id3). The record is from RefSeq and is a predicted model, not a curated record. The transcript is spliced from 4 exons. Gene Ontology annotation, cellular component: cytoplasm; nucleus. The coding region runs from base 98 to 466 and encodes 122 amino acids. Lineage: Eukaryota; Metazoa; Chordata; Actinopteri; Kurtiformes; Apogonidae. Gene Ontology annotation, molecular function: transcription regulator activity; protein dimerization activity. Gene Ontology annotation, biological process: circadian regulation of gene expression; cell differentiation; negative regulation of transcription by RNA polymerase II.